AUGAGCACUAGCGACAAUUCACAAUAUCAUGAGAUCCAUCAUGGGACCGUGUUGGCCCAUUUUUUAGCAGCAGUGUUUUAGAUCUCUUAUUCUGACAUUAUGGCGGUAGAAACCAUCGCACCUGACUGGGAGUUUGAUCGUUUUGACGACGGGUCACAGAAAAUACACCUUGAGGUUCAGCUGAAGAACUACAGCAGGUUUCUGGAGGAGUACACCUCUCAGCUGAAAGGGAUCGAGGAGGCUCUGGACGACUCCAUUGGGGAUGUGUGGGACUUCACUCUGGACCCCAUCGCCCUGAAGCUUCUUCCAUAUGAGCAAUCGUCUUUACUGGAAUUAAUCAAAACAGACAAUAAGGUUCUGAACAAAGUCAUCACAGUUUAUGCUGCUCUCUGCAGUGAAGUGAAAAAGCUCAAGUAUGAGGCAGAAACUAAGUUCUACAAUGGCUUAUUGUACUAUGGAGAGGGAGUGUCUGACACCAGUGUUGUUGAAGGAGAGUCCCAGGUUCAGAUGGGCAGAUUCAUCUCAUUCCUUCAGGAACUCUCCUGUUUUGUAACAAGAUGUUAUGAAGUGGUUGUCAACAUUGUGCAUCAGCUGGCUGCGCUCUACAACAGCAGCAAAGUGGCUACAAAAAUUAUUGAGUCGUCAGGUGUCCAUUUCCAGAUAGUUUAUGAACACCUCGGGGAGCUGUUAGUGGUUCUGCUCACUCUCGAUGAGAUCAUGGAAAAUCAUGGCACUCUGAAAGAUCACUGGAAGAUGUAUAAAAGGAUGUUAAAAUCUGUGCACCACAACCCGGGCAAGUUUUCCAUCCCUGAAGAAAAACUGAAACCAUUUGAAAAGCUCCUGCUCAAGCUGGAGGGACAGCUGCUGGACAGCAUGAUCCUGCAGGCCUGUGUGGAGCAGAGAUUUGAUGAUCCUGGGGAAGGAGUCGCUGUUUCCAAAAACAGUGCCUUUGCAGAGGAGUUUGCCUUCAACAUUCGCACCAUAUUCACCAACGUUGAGUCCAAAAUUGGCGAACCGUCAGAGAUUGACCAGAGAGAUAAAUAUGCUGGAGUCUGUGGUCUCUUUGUGCUUCACUUUCACAUUUUCAGGACUGUUGACAAAAAGUUCUACAAGUCUCUGCUGGAUGUCUGUAAAAAGGUCUCUGCUGUCACUCUGACUUCAAACAUCAUCUGGUUUCCCGACACGUUCCUCAUCACAAAGAUCCCUGCUGCAGCUAAACUGAUGGACAAGAAGAGUUUACAGGCCAUUCGGGUGCAGAGAGACACCUUCCUGCAACAAAGAGCUCAGACACUAGCAAAGGAUGUUCAGUCGUACUACGUGUUUGUAACGUCCUGGAUGAUGAAGAUGGAGUCCAUAUUGUCCAAGGAGCAGAAAAGUGACAAGUUGGCAGAAGACCUGAACAGCAGGUGUAAUGUGUUUGUACAGGGCAUCCUGUAUGCAUACAGUAUCAGCACCAUCAUCAAAACCACAAUGAACAUGUACAUGUCGAUGCAACGGCCUAUGACCAAGACUUCAGUCAAAGCUCUGUGUCGACUCGUUGAACUGCUCAAGGCUGUAGAGCACACAUUUCACAGGCGCUCUAUGGUCGUAGCUGACUCUGUGUCUCACAUCACGCAGCAGCUUCAGUCACAGGCGCUCAACGCCAUCGGUGUCGCAAAGAAAAGAGUGAUCUCCGACAAGAAGUACAGCCAGCAGCGGCUCGAUGUGCUCUCGUCUUUGGUGCUGGCUGAAAACGCUCUGAGUGGUCCAAGCACGAAGGAGCGGCGCCUGGUGGUGUCUCUAGCUCUGUGUGUCGGCACUCAGCUGAAAACCUUUAAAGAUGAGGAGCUGCCUCCUCUGCAGCUGGUGCUGAAGAAGCUCGAUUUGAUCAGCGAGCUGAGUGAAAGGGUCAAGCUGCAGUGUGACUGUAGUUUCCUCUACUGGCACCGAGCUGUGUUUCCCAUCUACCUAGAUGAUGUGUACGACAACGCUGUGGACGCAGCACGGAUACACUACAUGUUUAGUGCACUGAGGGACAGUGUGCCCUCCAUGCUGCAUGCCAAACACAUGGAGUCAUGUGACCAGUUACUGGAGAGCUACGACAAGGAGAUCAUGGAUGUGUUUCAUGAGCACCUGCUGGACAAGCUGUGUAAGGAGAUCGAGAAGGACCUGCGUCUGUCUGUUCACACACACCUGAAGCUCGACGACAGGAACCCUUUCAAAGUGGGUCUGAAGGACCUGGCCCACUUCUUCUCCCUCAAACCCAUCCGAUUCUUCAACCGCUUCAUCCACAUCAAAGCCUAUGUGACCCACUAUCUGGAUAAAACGUUCUAUAACCUAACAACUGUGGCUCUGCAUGACUGGGCCACCUACAGUGAGAUGAGAAACCUCGCCACACAGCGCUACGGACUCACCAUGACCGAGGCUCACCUGCCCAGCCAGACCCUGGAACAGGGUCUGGACGUUCUGGAGAUCAUGAGGAACAUUCAUGUGUUUGUCUCACGUUACCUCUAUAACCUCAACAACCAGAUCUUCAUAGAGAAGGCAAGUAACAACAAGCACCUGAACACCAUCAACAUCCGCCACAUCGCCAACUCCAUCCGGACACACGGCACUGGCAUCAUGAACACCACAGUGAAUUUCACUUACCAGUUCCUGCGGAAGAAGUUUUACAUCUUCAGUCAGUUCAUGUAUGACGAACACAUCAAGUCCAGACUCAUUAAAGACAUCCGCUUCUUCAGAGAGACAAAGGACCAGUCUGAUCAGAAGUAUCCAUUUGAGCGAGCUGAGAAGUUCAACCGUGGCAUCAGGAAGCUCGGCAUCACUCCUGAAGGACAGAGCUACCUGGACCAGUUCAGACAGCUCAUCAGCCAGAUCGGUAAUGCUAUGGGCUACGUGCGGAUGAUCCGUUCUGGAGGCCUUCACUGCUGCAGCAGUGCUAUCAGGUUUGUCCCUGACCUGGAGGAUAUUGUCAACUUUGAGGAGCUGGUGAAGGAGGAGGGAUUGUCAGAGGAGACUCAGAAGGCUGCGUGCGUGCUGGAUUCAGUGUUGGGAGAUCUGACCAGCAACUCUGCCGAGGGGACAGAGUACUUCAAGAUGCUGGUGGCAGUGUUUGCACCAGAGUUCCGAAGCGCCAAAAACAUGCACCUGAGAAACUUCUACAUGAUUGUACCCCCACUGACUGUGAAUUUUGUUGAGCACUCCAUCAGCUGCAAAGAGAAACUCAACAAGAAGAACAAAACUGGAGCUGCAUUCACAGAUGAUGGCUUUGCUAUGGGUGUGGCAUACAUCCUGAAGCUGCUGGACCAGUACCUGGAGUUUGACUCUCUGCACUGGUUUCAGGCCGUCAGAGAUAAAUAUAAGAAAGAGAUGAACGCUGUGGUGAAGGAGCAGAACGUCCAGUCUGCCAGCCAGGAUGAAAAACUGCUGCAGACCAUGAACCUCACUCAGAAGAGGCUGGACGUCUACCUCCAGGAGUUCGAGCUGCUCCACUUCUCGCUGAGCAGCGCCCGGAUCUUUUUCAGAGCAGACAAGACUGCAGCCGAGGAGACUCAGGAGAAGAAGGAUAAAGAAGAAGCCGCCAAAGCUGGAGGGGCUUCAGACGUCUCCAUCCCCACUGAAGCUUCCUCAAAGUGAGUGUCACUGUGGGGCUCAGUGUUCAGAACUUGGAGGAGUGCUGCGAAGUGGCCAGAAGAAGUUUCAGGAUGUCCCGCAGUGAAAGCACUGAAAUGUGUCUGGAGGAACUUGUUUUAAAGACCAUCUUCACUCGAGAAUGAAUGUUUACUUAAAGCGUUACUGCAGGAAGUGUCUCUUUUGUGUCCAUUAUGAAUGAAACAUCCAACAGUGUUCGAAACAUCCAAUAAAUUCAGUUUGAAUUUGUAGCAUUAAAACAAGCAAAUGUGGUUUGAAAAGUCAGGUGGUGAAACCAGCGUGUGGUUUAUUCUAUGUUUUGCCAUGCUGCCUUUGAUACAUUCAGUCUGUGUAGACUGUCUUAUUUUUCUACUGUAGAAGCCUCAGCUAUGUGUGAGCGUUCAAUUAAUGACUAAUAUUCAACUGCUUUCAUUUCAAUACUUCCUGCAUCUUCAUUGGUGUCUAAUGUACUAACUAUGAUUGUUCAUGGCCUUUAAUGGCAGCUCUGUUCUUAAUGCCUCUGCAGAUGAUAGCACAGUGACGAGGAUCAUGGAGAACAUUUUCAGUGUGAUCUGUUUGUUUUAAUUUUCUUCUGUCCAUUUUUUCUUUUACAUUGAAUGAUAUGAUGUAUGUGUGCCUUUCUAAUCCAUCAUUAUUAGUUGUGAGGCCUGAUUAUUUAAGUAAGAGGGCAUCCAAACACCCAGAAGGCCGAGUGUUGUGAAGAAACAGAGACUCAUUACUUCUCUGUCCCAGUAGAGAUGUUUCAUUUACACUUUUAUUCCCUGAUUUUGUAUCUAUCAACAUGUGGUACAUGUGAGAAAAAAGGCCAUGAUCUGGUCAGAAUUACAUUCCAUGAAUUAACUUGAUUGAAAAGAAAAAUCUGUAGUCUUUGAAGACUAAUAAAACUUGCACUUUCAAAAGA
Labrus mixtus (cuckoo wrasse) is the source of this 4531-nucleotide messenger RNA. It is a transcript of the gene washc4, whose product is annotated as WASH complex subunit 4. The coding region runs from base 100 to 3615 and encodes 1171 amino acids. Gene Ontology annotation, cellular component: WASH complex; endosome. Gene Ontology annotation, biological process: endosome organization; endosomal transport. The transcript has 33 exons. NCBI's taxonomy places the organism in Eukaryota, Metazoa, Chordata, Actinopteri, Labriformes, Labridae. The record is from RefSeq and is a predicted model, not a curated record.